This is a messenger RNA of Uranotaenia lowii, 1343 nucleotides long. RefSeq names its product (Lyso)-N-acylphosphatidylethanolamine lipase (gene puml). Lineage: Eukaryota; Metazoa; Arthropoda; Insecta; Diptera; Culicidae. The transcript is spliced from 5 exons. Bases 126 to 1241 code for a protein of 371 amino acids. The record is from RefSeq and is a predicted model, not a curated record. Gene Ontology annotation, cellular component: lipid droplet.
UUUUUGAACGUGUGAAAUUUGUUGAUUUUUAUCAAAAAUGUAAAGCGCCGCGCAAGGAACGUACAAUCGACGUCUGAGCAUCCGAAUUUGCGCAUCUAUUUAAUCGAAUAUAUUCAGCUUGUAUUAUGGAGGCAACUGUUGAGGAUUUGGACAGUAAAAAUACGGGACAACCUAACGACAACAGCUGGUUUAGUUGGACAAGAUAUUCGUUCAGCAUGUUGCGUACUAUUGAGAAAUCUAUAUUUUCGCAUUUACGUCUUCCUUAUCGUGGAAUGUUUGUAGACGUUGGUCCAUGUGUUGGUGAAGCCGAUAAGAUAUGGACUAUUACAAUGAAUAAUGAUUCUAAGCGGAUACCGAUAUUGUUGCUACAUGGUCUCGGAUCUGGCGUAGGUUUGUGGGUACUGAACCUAGAUGCAAUUGCACAAAACCGGCCGCUCUAUGCAAUCGAUAUUCUGGGCUUCGGACGGAGCUCGCGUCCGAAAUUCUCGGAUGAUGCUAUGAUCGCCGAGAAACAAUUGGUAAAAUCGAUUGACGAAUGGCGAAAAGAAAUGGGUCUUCAGGAGAUGAUCAUUCUAGGCCAUUCGAUGGGAGGCUUUUUAGCUAGCAGUUAUGCUUUAUCAUACCCUGAUAGAGUUAAACAUUUAAUUUUAGCCGACCCAUGGGGUUUUCCAGAAAAACCGAAAGAAUCCAGUGACCGACCGAAGCCACCACUCUGGGCAAAAGCUAUAUUAGCAGCAUCGAAACCAUUAAAUCCUCUUUGGAUUUUACGAUUUUUCGGCCCCCUUGGCCCAUGGUUAGUGGGAAAAACAAGGCCAGAUAUCUUGAGGAAGUUCUCGGGUGUAAUAUCCAAUACAGAGGAUGUAACAAAUUAUAUUCACCAAUGCAACGCACAAAAUCCCACUGGUGAAAGUGCUUUCCAUACCAUGAUGCAUGAUUUUGGAUGGGCGAAAAACCCUAUGGUAAACCGUCUGCAUGAGCUCAAAAGCAGUGUUCCAAUAACAUUUUUAUAUGGAGCACGCUCUUGGAUUGAUAACCGGCCAGGUGACGUUAUCCGAGAGCUCAGACAACACAGCUACGUGAAGAUACACUCGAUCCCACAGGCUGGCCAUCACGUGUAUGCCGAUGAUGCUGAAACAUUUAACCGGCUGGUUAACGAAGCUUGUGCCACCUGUGACGAAGAAAAUUUGGCUGUAGUUAGGUCUGGCCACGGUCAAGGAAAGGAUUCGGAUGUUAAGUUAUAACAAUGGUUUCUAUUGUGAUAGAACUAGGUUUUUAUUUGUUCUAUUUGUGUUUUCAAAUUGAACACCAGAAAUAAAACAUAUUUAUUAUUUCAAUUAUUUUAA